Messenger RNA from Macadamia integrifolia, 906 nucleotides. RefSeq lists its product as uncharacterized. Lineage: Eukaryota; Viridiplantae; Streptophyta; Magnoliopsida; Proteales; Proteaceae. The coding region runs from base 1 to 906 and encodes 301 amino acids. The transcript has 3 exons. The record is from RefSeq and is a predicted model, not a curated record.
AUGGAUAGAGUUGAUGUAGGUGAAGAUGUUGAGACUAAGCCUCAGAAGGGAAUUUUAUUUAACUCAGAGAAUGAGGCUUAUGAUUUCUAUAACAGUUAUGGAGUAACAGUGCGUUUUAGUAUUAGGAAAGGUUAUGAUCAUUGGAGCAACAAAGAUACGACCGUCAUGACAAACAGAAAAUUUGUAUAUAGUAAAGCUGGUUCUCAUGGAAAAGAUAAGAGAUAUGGUCUUACAAGUAAAUCUCAAGUUGAAACAAGAACAGAAUGUCAAGCACGGAUGACCAUAUAUUUGAUAGAAAAUGGAAAGUACGAGUGUCGUGAUUUAGUUGAAGAACAUAACCAUGAACCUCACGUUGAGGAUAUUAAAUAUAUUCCUGAUACUUAUAUUUUGCGACUAUGGACACGGUCAGCAAGAAGCACGAUAAUAGAAGACAGUAAAGGGAAACAAAUUGUAGAAUAUGUAAACCUAGACUAUACUCAACGAUAUAGGCUUCUUUGUCCACAACUUGUGAAGAUAGCAGUGAAAGCUUCAAAGAGUGCUAAAGGAUUUGAUUUGGUCAAAAAAGCCUCUAAAGAAUUAUAUGAACAACUUCAAAGUAUCACUAAGUCUGAUAACCAACUUGAUGUUGUGCCUACUGAGGUCCCAAUUGUAAAUCCUAUUCUGGUAUUGAAGAAGAAAAAAUCUUGUAAAAGUGGUAAAUGGAAGAAGAGUUGGGUUGAAAAACAAGGGAAAAAAAAGAAAAGUGGAGGACCGAAUAUCAUUGAAGCUUCACCUCCUGAACCAUUUGAUGAAUUUUCAGUAUCGAAUAUGAUGCCAAUUAGUUUCAUAGAAGUCUUAUUGGGAACUUAUAGGCAAGCUCUUUCACAGUUAUCCUCAAGCAUCAACAACACAUAUGCAUCAUUUUGA